AAGCCGCGCAGAUCCAGACUGCACGAUUAACGCGUCCGCCAUGCAUCAGGCGCCGCCGGUGAAAGAAGAGCACAACGAUUAAAUCCCGCAGAAAUCCCGUAGAAACCCGCGGCGAGCCAUCCGUUACCGCGACCCGACGUCCAUCAGCGCUCGUGCCGCGGCAGAGAGACAUAAACGCAGAUAGACGGACAGAGAGAGCCACUGACUGAAGGAUGGAGUGGCAGCCGGAUGAACAGGGUUUACAGCAGGUGCUCCAGCUGUUGAAGGACUCUCAGUCUCCAGAUACGGCCACACAGAGAGCUGUUCAAGAGAAACUGGAGCAGCUGAAUCAGUAUCCCGACUUCAACAACUAUCUCAUCUUCGUCCUCACCAGCCUCAAAUCCGAAGACGAGCCCACCCGUUCUCUGAGCGGUCUGAUUCUCAAGAACAACGUGAAGGCUCACUACCAGAACUUCCCUCCGGCUGUGGCCGACUUCAUCAAGAGAGAGUGUCUCAACAACAUCGGAGACCCGUCCCCGCUCAUCCGCGCCACCAUCGGUAUUCUCAUCACUACUAUCGCCUCUAAAGGGGAGUUGCAGACAUGGCCAGAACUGCUGCCUCAACUCUGCAACCUUCUCAACUCCGAGGAUUACAACACCUGCGAGGGUUCUUUCGGUGCGCUGCAGAAGAUCUGUGAGGACUCGUCUGAACUGCUGGACAGUGAUGCUCUGAAUCGACCCCUCAACAUCAUGAUCCCCAAAUUCCUGCAGUUCUUCAAACACUGCAGCCCCAAGAUCAGGUCUCAUGCCAUAGCGUGCGUGAAUCAGUUCAUUAUCGGCAGGGCUCAGGCUCUCAUGGACAACAUCGACACAUUCAUAGAGUCUCUGUUCGCGUUGGCGGCUGACGAAGACUGCGAGGUGAGGAAGAACGUGUGCAGAGCUCUGGUCAUGCUGUUGGAGGUCCGAAUCGACCGUCUGAUACCGCACAUGCACAGCAUCAUACAGUACAUGCUUCAGCGCACGCAGGACGCGGAUGAGAACGUGGCGCUGGAGGCGUGCGAGUUCUGGCUGACCCUAGCGGAGCAGCCCAUCUGUAAAGAGGCUCUGUCGGGACACCUGGUCCAACUCAUCCCCAUCCUGGUGAACGGAAUGAAGUAUUCUGAGAUCGACAUCAUUUUACUGAAGGGUGAUGUAGAGGAGGACGACAACGUCCCUGACAGCGAGCAGGACAUCAAGCCUCGCUUCCACAAGUCCCGCACCGUCACGCUGCAGCACGAGGGAGGAGAAGGAGAGGAGGGCGAGGACAUCGACGAAGAUGAGGAUGACGACGACGACACGCUGUCUGACUGGAACCUACGGAAGUGUUCUGCGGCGGCACUGGACGUGUUGGCUAACGUCUUUCGGGACGAGCUGCUGCCGCACUUGCUGCCGCUGCUGAAGGGUUUGUUGUUCCACCCGGACUGGGUCAUCAAAGAGUCUGGGAUACUGGUGCUGGGAGCCAUCGCUGAAGGCUGUAUGCAGGGGAUGGUACCGUACCUGCCCGAGCUCAUCCCACACCUGAUCCAGUGUCUGUGCGAUAAGAAGGCUCUUGUUCGCUCCAUCGCUUGCUGGACGCUCAGCCGCUAUGCACACUGGGUAGUGAGCCAGCCGCCGGACGCCCACCUCAAACCGCUCAUGACAGAACUGCUCAAACGCAUCCUGGACGGCAACAAGAGGGUGCAGGAGGCCGCCUGCAGUGCAUUUGCGACUCUGGAGGAGGAGGCGUGCACCGAGCUGGUUCCUUAUCUCAGCUUCAUAUUGGACACUCUGGUGUUUGCGUUCGGGAAAUAUCAGCACAAGAACCUGCUGAUCCUUUACGACGCCAUCGGCACCCUGGCAGACUCCGUCGGGCAUCAUCUGAACCAACCGGAAUACAUCCAGAAACUGAUGCCUCCUCUGAUCCAGAAGUGGAAUGAACUGAAAGACGAGGAUAAAGACCUGUUUCCCCUACUGGAGUGUUUGUCGUCUGUGGCUACAGCGUUACAGAGCGGUUUCCUGCCGUACUGCGAGCCCGUCUAUCAGCGCUGUGUGACUCUGGUGCAGAAAACACUUGCACAAGCCAUGAUGUACAGCCAGCAGCCGGAUCAGUACGAGGCUCCAGAUAAGGACUUCAUGAUUGUGGCUCUGGAUCUGCUGAGUGGUCUGGCCGAGGGUCUCGGGGGUCAUGUGGACCAGCUAGUUGCCCGUAGCAACAUCAUGACCCUUCUGUUCCAGUGUAUGCAGGACACCAUGCCCGAGGUGAGACAGAGCUCGUUCGCUCUGCUGGGCGAUCUGACCAAGGCCUGUUUUCCACACGUCAAACCCUGCAUCGCGGAGUUCAUGCCCAUCCUGGGGACGAAUCUGAACCCUGAGUUCAUCUCGGUGUGCAAUAACGCCACCUGGGCCAUCGGAGAGAUCUGCAUGCAGAUGGGUGUGGAGAUGCAGCCGUAUGUGUCUCUGGUUCUUCCUCACCUGGUGGAGAUCAUCAACAGACCCAACACUCCCAAAACCCUGCUGGAGAACACGGCCAUCACGAUUGGUCGCCUCGGGUACGUCUGUCCACAGGAAGUGGCUCCCAUGUUGCAACAGUUCAUCAGACCCUGGUGCACGUCGUUGCGAAACAUCCGAGAUAAUGAAGAAAAGGACUCCGCCUUCAGAGGCAUCUGCGUGAUGAUUGGUGUGAAUCCUGGCGGCGUGGUCCAGGAUUUCAUCUUCUUCUGUGAUGCGGUGGCCUCCUGGGUCAACCCUAAAGAUGACCUGAGGGACAUGUUCUACAAGAUCCUACACGGUUUUAAGGACCAGGUCGGCGAGGAGAACUGGCAGCAGUUCUCGGAGCAGUUCCCGCCCAUCCUGAAGGAACGCCUCUCUGCAUGCUAUGGCGUGUAGCCCCGCCCCUCUGCUUCACACACAGCAACCGCUGUCAGUUGAACCUUUAGGAGGGGGGAACUCAUCCAUCUGUGUAUUGCACUGCCCUGAUCAUGGGGGAGAGGGACGCGAUUGGCCGCUCCGCCUGACGGACAGAUCCCACGCCCUUUGUGUGUCCAUGAGGGUGGGUGGGUGGGUGGGAGGGGGGAGGGGACUCCUCUAGUUAACUGCAGAAUGCACCCAAUCACGGGGAAUAAACCUAAAAACGUAGGGAAGACGAGAGAUAGUGUAACCGAGGGAGAGCGAAAACUUAAGAGAGCGGGAGGGAGGUCGUAGGUUUAACGGGAGGGAGGUAUAGACAGUUAUCUGGGAAAUUAAGAUUAAGAUUAGGGAGGGAAGCUAGACAGCAACUGUUAUACAACUUUUUUUAAUCUCAAGUUAAUCCCAGGCAUAAGAAUCAAACGCAUUCACACGCAGACUGACCAUAGAAACUCUUGCACAUGAAGUUGCAAUAACUACGAGCGGCCUGCGGUGCCAGCGCUGCCGUAGCAAUAGCAUAAUCAGACUUUAACACUGAGACUAUCUAGGAAAGACUAGCGUCGUUUUUCUUUUUUUAAUAAUUACCAUUUGUGGAAACCAGAAAAAAAAAAAAAAAGAUGGUUAGCGCGCUAUGGCGAAUUUGUGUUUAUGAUCGUUAGUAAGGGAGCAUUUAUGAAUUCACAGUUUUCAUCAUCAUCCUCAUCGGCUUUGUCGUCGUCCUGUCCGAUUGUCGUCAUGAUUCUCUGCUUGCGUCUCUUAUGCGUAUCGUUUCUUUUACAAUGUUUCUUCUCACUUUUUUGCGUAGUUGGCUUGUAGUUUUUUCCUGGGCUUGGUCAGUGUUCGCUGUUUACAUCGUAGUUUACAGAUUUCAAUCACACCGUAGUUUAAUCUUGUCGUGAUUUCCAGAGAUUCGGUCUCGUCGUGAAGGAGCUGGAACGGAAACUCCAUAGUAUAACGAUCAUGACUUGCGUUGUGUGUGUGUGUGUGUGUGUGUGUAACAGUAGCUGUGUUGGGAGCUUUUAAGUGUGUUUCGUUUGUGUCAUUGCCAUGUAUUUUUUUUCGUACUUCGCAUACGUGUAUUCUGCGUUAAUAGAUUGUUAAUUGUUUUAAGGUACCUUACACUUGACUCCUGGACCCCUAUUGACCUGUAAACUGUGACCAACGAUGUGUGUGCGCUUGUGAGUGUGUGUGUGAAUGUAUUUGUACCGAUAAAUUUUGAUGCCAUAUUGAUAUUUGGUAUUUAGUGAUUUAAUCAGCUUAUCCAACAAACUACAACUAUAUCAAAUAUAGUUUUACAACAAUAAGGUUAAGUUUUUUUUAGUUUUGCUGCUAUUGCUGAUUGAUGAAUAGAACUGAAUUCACAACAUUUAAAUUCUAUUGGUGCAAAAUGCAUAAUUUAAAUUGGAUUAUCGCUUGUCAUGCACUUUUUUGUGUCUGUUUUUAUUCUUUUUUUUUUUGUAAGGACUUUGCUGGUAAAUUUACUGAUAAAACUGUUGGAUUCAUCAUGUGUCUUGUUUUUUUCUCGUCGUGACUAUUUGUUGGUUGGAAGAUUUGAAAUAAGAGCAAGCUGAAAGUAAAGACAGGAAGUGACAGUUGGAAGGAUGGCGAGGCGGGGAACGAUUGCUGCGUGUUGAAAUCUGCACUGAGA
Messenger RNA from Pimephales promelas (fathead minnow), 4548 nucleotides. RefSeq names its product transportin 2b (gene tnpo2b). Gene Ontology annotation, biological process: protein import into nucleus. Gene Ontology annotation, molecular function: small GTPase binding. The record is from RefSeq and is a predicted model, not a curated record. NCBI's taxonomy places the organism in Eukaryota, Metazoa, Chordata, Actinopteri, Cypriniformes, Leuciscidae.